This is a messenger RNA of Caenorhabditis angaria, 973 nucleotides long. NCBI's taxonomy places the organism in Eukaryota, Metazoa, Nematoda, Chromadorea, Rhabditida, Rhabditidae. The record is from the annotation of a GenBank genome assembly.
AUGCUAAACUUUUUAUUAUUUUUUCCAUCAGUAAUUAUAACUAUUUUAUGGUAUUUAUGUAUAAUUAUUGGAAUGCGACAAAAUGAUGAAAAAGAUAGGGUUUUUCAUGGAAAAGUUUAUGAGGCGUUUGAAAUUGAUUUGAGAAAAUAUUCAUAUGUGGGAACACUUUAUUGGAAACUUCAAGAUAAUUCGGAAAUCAUUUGGGAUUUAGUUGAAGUUUAUUGCUCAUUGACGUGUAUUGCUAUCAUUGUAAGCGCCCAAAAUAAAUGAAAAUCUUGAUCAAGUUUUUUUAGAUAACUUGCACUCUGAUUUGUAUAUUUUGUGCAUUUUCAAUAUAUUUUGAAGUGUUCCAAAAAUCCAGAAGUGAACAGGUUCAGAGAAUGGAGAAACAAAUUUUAUCAGCCUUAAUUUUCCAAACGCUCGCACCAUUUUUAUUGAUGUACACACCAAUUGGACUUGUUCUAUCACUUCCGAUGUUUGAUAUUCAUUUGGGAAGUUUAGCGAGUAUUGUGUCAGCAACAACUUCGAUUUAUCCGAUGUUUGAACCGAUGUUUGCCAUGUUUUUUAUCAGCGAUUUCAGGGAGAGUUGAGAUUUGGGCGAAGAUGAACAAUUUAAUUUUUUGUAAUUUGAAAAUUGAAGAUCGAAUCAAAGAUUUUCUAUAAAUCUGAACUUCCUUGUUUUCAGUCAUGUUUUGCUUUAUAUCAAAAUGAAACUGGUAAGUUUACAAAAAAAUUACAUCCAAAACUCCCACAUCUUUGUACUUAGAUUCUUUUGAUUUUGUUGUCAACUGUCUGUAUCGUCUUCUCAAUCCCACCGUGCUGGAAUCAACAUUGUCCACACCAUCAACAAUGUCGUAGAAAUCAAUGUUAUCCAAGAAAAACAUGUGGAUUUGGUUUAGAUGCAGGAUGUGGAUAUCAGCAAGUUUGUAAUAAUUAUUAUUGUUACGAUUUGGAAGAGAUUCAACUUGGCUAA